This is a messenger RNA of Anas platyrhynchos (mallard), 6051 nucleotides long. RefSeq names its product cullin-9. The record is from RefSeq and is a predicted model, not a curated record. Gene Ontology annotation, molecular function: ubiquitin protein ligase binding. NCBI's taxonomy places the organism in Eukaryota, Metazoa, Chordata, Aves, Anseriformes, Anatidae. Gene Ontology annotation, biological process: ubiquitin-dependent protein catabolic process.
CCUCCUGCGCAUGCGUGCGGCGCUGCAAGCCCGGAAGCCUCACAGAGCCGCUCGCCCCGGUGGCAGCAGGGAUGCUGCCUGUGUGAGGCUGUGUCUGCCCACUGCUCCUCGGUGCCAUGCGAGCCGCUCAGCCUCCUCCUCCUCCUGCUGCUGGGCAUGGGCCCCCAGCUCCUCCCAGUACCCCCAGUAGCGGCCUGGUGGUGCGGCUGGGCCCCGAGCUGCAGGCCUGCCCGCGGGAGCUGCUGCGGCAGCGGCGAGGCCAGGACGGGCAGCCGCGGUACCUGGUGCGCUGGAGCCUGGUGCGCUCCGAGUCCUCGGCGGGGCCCGACGCCGGGAGCGUGGCGCUGUGGAUGUCCGCGGAGGAGGCGUGCGCCAGCUGCCCGGCGCUGCUGGGCGAGGGGAAGCCGGCGGGGCCGCGGGCCGAGGAGGAGGAGGAGGAGGAAGAGAACGAGGAGGAGGAGGAGAGGGCGGGCGGCCCGGACGAAGCCUCGCUGCGGGAGAUGGAGGCCGACGUGGGGAGCCUGGUGCGGCGAGCCGGCCGGCAGCUGGGCGGCAGCGGGGCCGCCUCCGUGCUGGACACCGUCCACGUGCUGAGCGCCUACGCCGGCAUCGGCUCGCUGGCGGGCGCCUUCAGGGAGACGGGAGCCCUCGACCUGCUGGCGAGGAUGCUGUGCCACAAGGACAAGCGGAUCUGCCGCAGCGCCGGCAAGAUGCUGAGGGCCCUGGCUUCGCACGACGCAGGGAGCUGGGCGUAUGUCCUGCUGUCCCUGAGCCAGCAGGACGGCGUCGAGCAGCACAUGGACUUCGACAGCCGCUACACCUUGCUGGAGCUGUUUGCUGAGACAACAUCCUCGGAAGAGCACUGCAUGUCCUUUGAGGGCAUCCACCUUCCCCAGAUCCCCGGGAAGCAGCUGUUCGCCCUGGUGAAGCGCUACCUGCGCGUCACCUCCCUCCUGGAGGAGCAGGGAGGGGAGCAGCCGGAGAGCAGCCGCGUGAAGCAGGAGUUUGAGUUCAGCAUGGCGAUGGCCGGCCUCAUCGUGGAGCUGCUGCGUGCCAUGGGCUGGGAGCACAGCCACGAGCCAGAGCCGACGGCCCGGCAGGAGGCGAAGCCCCAAACCCCCCGCUCCAUCUUCCAGCACGGGGCCGCGUCCUGCAGCGCUGCCCGGGCAGCCCCGGCUCCUCCACCCAAGGAGCCCAGUGCCUUCAAGACGCGCUCGGCCUUCCCCAGCCGCAGCAGCUACGUGGAGUACGUGCGGGCGCAGCUGGUGCCUGGCAUGCGGGUGCGCCUGCUGGAGGACUACGAGCAGGUCAGCGCGGGGGACGAGGGCGAAUUUCGGCAGAGCAACGACGGCACGCCGCCCGUGCAGGUGUACUGGCAAGCGCUGGGCUGCACCUACUGGGUUCACUGGCACAUGGUGGAGAUCAUCGGCUCCCCGGGGCAGGAGGAGCAGGAGGGCCGGCAGCGGGGCACGAGGCUGAUAAACAGCCACAGACUGGCAGCAGGGGCGCAGCCGUUCUGCCCCAAGCCCCUGGGGGGGCUGUACUCCCCGCCCUACCUGGGGGAGCAGCCGAGCCAGGCCGCGGGGACGCUGAGCCGCGCCGAGUGGUGGGAGCUGCUCUUCUUCGUCAGGCAGCUGGAAGCGCAGGAGCAGGAGGAGAUCGCCCGCCUGCUCCAGCGGCAGCGGGCAGCGCAGCUGCCGGGGCUGGACGAGGAGGCCCUGAUCCAGCUGCCGGUGCCCGCGGGGCUGGCCCAGGAGGUGCUGCGGGUCUUGGAGGAGCGGAGCCGGGGCGGCGCCCGCAGCCACCUGCGCGGCUCCCGCGUCUACGGCAAGUACUGGCCGGGCAGGGGGGCCGAGCGGGACGGCGGGGGCAGCCCCGAGGUGCCCUCGGAGGGUGCCGGCUGCGGGAGCGCUGGGCCUGGUGCCACGAGGGACGAGGCAGCGAGGGACAAGGAAGCAAAGGACGAGGCAGCGAGGGACGAGGACGACGUCUGUGAGGAGCCCAAGUCGGAUUCCCAGCUGUUCGGAGAGCUGCUGGAGAGGGAAGGGCUGCGCUUCCCGGAGGCGGCGGAGAGCGGAGCGUGGGGCAGCUGCGAGGGGGCGAGCGGCAGGGGCUCGCUGGCCGAGGUGGCGCGGGUGGCGGAGGCGAUCCGGAGCGGCGGCUGCGAGGCGGAGCUGCGCGUGGCCGGGCUGCAGCACAUGGUGAGGGUCCUGCAGCAGGAGCCGGAGCCGGAGCCGGAGCAGCAGCAGCCGGGCGGCGAGGGCAGCAGGGAGAAGCUGGUGAGGGCGGCGGUGGAGCUGCUGAGCGCCCAGGCGGCCGAGAAGCGCCCGGCGGCGCUGGCGCUGCGGCUGGUGGCCCUGCUGCUGGAGAGGCGCGCCUGGCGCGUGCCCUUCGCCACGGAGGGCGGCGUGUGGGCCGUGCUGGGCUGCAUGCGGCAGCACGCCGCCUCCGCCCUGGUGCAGCAGGCGGGCCUGGCGGCCCUGAAGGCGCUGGUGGGAGCCGGCGAGCCCGGAGGCGCCGCGGGGACGCCCUCGGCCCUGAGCCACGGCGACGCGCAGCUGCUGCGGGAGGUCUUCGCCAGCAUCGGCUCCGCCGGCGGCGAGGGCUCGCCGGGCCUGCUGAGCGCCAUCCCCGCCGCCGUGCGCGCCAUGCGGGGCGUCCCAGGGGGCGCCUCGGGCGUGCGGAACGGCUUGCUGGUGCUGCGGAUGCUGGUGGACGGGCACCGGGGCCUGGCGGAGCAGCUGGUGAGCGGCGAGCUCCCCGCGGUGCUGCAGAGCUGCUGGCGGGACGGGCAGGGCCCCACCGCGCUGCUGGCCCUCGGCGUCAUCAACCGCCUGGCGGAGCACCGGCUGCCCCUGGGCCCCGAGACCCCAGGUGCCGAGGCCCUGCUGGAGGCCAGGGACGCGCAGACGCCCGCGGGCGGCCCGGGGGACGACGCGCUGCCCGAGGACGUGGUGGUGGCCCUGGAGCGGCAGCUCUGCGGCGGAGGCCCCGAUCCCGACCCCGAGCCCUCCGGCCGGGCGUCCCCGCGGCCGCAGGAGCGCCGCUGCUUCCGAGCGCUGCUGCGCAGCCUGGAGCUGCGGGGGGCCGAGAAGAGCAUCGGGCUGCGGAUCCUCAGGAUCCUGAACAAGUUCCUGGACGGCUUCCAGGAGGACGCGCUGCCCUGGCACGAGUGCGUGGAGCCCUGCUUGUCCUUGCUGAGCGCCCACAGCAGCGACCGCGAGGCGGUGCAGGAGGUCGUCGGCUUCCUGCACCGCCUGGCCGCCGCCAGCAAGGACUGCGCCGUGGCCAUGUGCCGCGCGGGCACCUACGAGGCCCUGGCCAAAGCCCUGGAGAAGCACAGCUCGGCCGUGCCCACGGCGCCAGCCCUGCUGCAGCUGCUGAGCGGCUGCGAGAAGGUCGCCGGCCUGCACAGGACGCUGACGGGCAGCAUCUUGGCCGGCUGCAUCCAGCUGGCGCUGGGGCAGAUCGAGGAGCACCGCCGGAGCCAGUGGCCCAUCAGCAUCCCCUUCUUCGACGUCUUCCUGCGCAAGCUGUGCCGAGGCUCCAGCGUGGAGGCGAAGGAGGACAAGUGCUGGGAGAAGGUGCAGGUCUCCUCCAACCCGCACCGCGCCGGCAAGCUCACGGACGGGAACCCCAAGACCUACUGGGAGUCCAACGGCAGCACCGGCUCCCACUUCAUCACCCUGCACAUGCAGUGCGGGGUGGUGGUCAGGGAGCUGAGCAUGCUGGUGGCCAGCGAGGACUCGAGCUACAUGCCGGCCCGCGUGGUGGUGCUGGGGGGGGACAGCCCCGCGGCCAUCAGGACGGAGCUCAACGCCGUGACCGUGCCGCCCUCGGCCAGCCGGGUGGUGCUGCUGCGGAACGCGCCGCGCUUCUGGCCCCUCAUCCAGAUCCGGGUGAAGCGCUGCCAGCAGGGCGGCAUCGACACGCGCGUGCGCGGCAUCGAGGUGCUGGGGCCCAAGCCCAGCUUCUGGCCCGUCUUCAAGGAGCAGCUGUGCCGCCGGACCUCCCUCUGCUGCGCCGCUCGGGCGCACGCCUGGGGCCAGGAGAUCCGCCGGGACCGGGGGCGGCUGCUGCAGCUCUUCGGCAGGCUGAACCGGGCGCUGCGGCACGAGCAGGACUUCGCUGAGCGCUUCCUUCCCGACGACGAGGCGGCCCGGGCCUUGGGCAGGACGUGCUGGGAGGCCCUGGUGAGCCCCCUGGUGCAGAGCAUCACCAGCCCAGACCCCAGCGGCGUCAGCCCCCUGGCCUGGCUGCUGAGCGAGUACCUGGGGAGCGGGGAGCCGGCCCCGCGCCCCCCGGCCCGCGGCGACACCUUCGGCUCCUGCGUGCGGCUCCUGACCCAGCUCCUGGUGCACGUGGACCCCGGCGGCGCCGAGCCGGAGGAGGCGAGGGCGGCGGGCGGGCAGGAGGGCAGGAACAAGGAGGCGCUGCCCAGGGCGGUGGCGCAGACGCCGAGCGGGCUGCGGGGCAUGGCGCAGUGCUGGAGCAGCGUGGUGCAGCAGCAGGCGCAGCGGUUCCUGCAGGCGGCGGGGCAGGCGCCAGACGUGGCGGAGCGGUACUGCGGGCUGUACCGGCGCCUGCGCGGCGCCACGGAGGAGCUCUUCGGGCAGCAGGCUGCCUUCCUGGGCGCCCUGGGCCAGGGCUUCGCGGGGGCGCUGCUGCAGCUCCCCUUCCUCACCGCCCUGCACGCCAGCGAGCGCUUCGCCCGCUACCUGGACGGGAAGAUCCAGGAGCUCGGCGGGGCCGCGGGCAGCACGGGGCUGCUGCAGCAGCUGCUGGAGCCCUUCGUCGUCUUCAGCGGCCUGGAGUUCGCCCACACCUUCGAGCACUUCUACCGGCUGUACCUGGGGGACCGGCUCCUGGCGCAGGGCCCCUCGUGGCUGGAAGGGGCCGUCCUGGAGCAGCUGGGGCUGUGCUUCCCCCGCCGCUUCCCCCAGCAGAUGCUGAGCGACCUGGCCGAGUCGGAGGAGCUGCAGCGGCAGUUCCGCCUCUUCCAGCUGCAGGAGCGGGACAAGCGGCUGCUGGAGCCGGGCGCGGAGAGCCCCGAGCACGAGGCGCCGGGGGAGGCUCCGGAGGUGACGGUGCUGGCCCUGUCCCCACGCUGCUGGCCCGUGUCCCCGCUGUGCCGCAUGGCCGAGCCCGGGCGCUUCUUCCCGGCCGCGCUGAGCUCCCCGCUGGGCGCCUUCGCCGCCUUCUGCGGGCAGAGCCAGAGCUGGGCGGGCGCGAGGCCGCGGGGGCUGCAGUGGACGUGGCUGGGCCGUGCCGAGCUGCGCUUCGGAGACUGCGUCCUGCACGUGUCCACGCUGCAGAUGUUCGUCCUGCUGCGCUUCAACGGCGCCGAGGAGGUGGCUGUGGAGUCCCUGCUGCAGGCCACGGGGCUCCCUGCGGAGCUGCUGCAGCAGGCGCUGGCACCGCUGACCGAGGGCGAGGGCGAGGCUGUCCUGCUGCGGAGCUGCGCGCCGGGGGCUCCAGGUGCCCUGCGGCUGAACCGGGCGGCCCUGGCCCAAGCCUCCGGCCGCCAGCUGAGGCUGCUGCCCCGGCAGAGGUACCUGCGGGCAGAGAGGGCUGAGAGCGGCGCCCUGGAGAGGAAGAGGAACGUCCUCUGCUGCCUCCUCAGCCGCAUCCUCAAGGCGGAGAAGCGGCUGCACAUCGACAACCUGGUGUUCAGGGUGCUCGCUGCCUGCCAGAAGGGCGAGCUGGGGCCGGGGCUGCAGUUCCCGAGCUUCUGCUGCCACAGCGUGGACGUGCUGUCCUGCGUGCUGCACCUGCUGAACCAGGGCUACCUGCGGCGCCAGGAGGAGAGGCCCCACGUCCUGGAGUACGUCCCUGAUGAGUCCCCAGAGCCCCCUGGCUCGCAGGCACAGCCCCCCGUUGCCUUCCAGACUGUGGAGAUCAAGACAGCCCCGAGCCCCGCGGCUGCUGAGAGGAGACAGACUUUCUCCACCUUCAGGUAGAAAAGGAGCGGGCUGGGCGUAGCCUGUGUCCUGCUGGCCCAGCCCUUCCUGAGGACUUUAAUUUUGAAUAAAGAAGCCCAGCUGCUCCCAA